UCCCAUCGCUGCCCUCACCCCACCCCAUACAGUCUCGCUCUCUUGCACGUCUGUCCUCACCGCAACGCCUUCAUCCCGCCUCUCGUUCCUUCGCUGCGCAUCUCCCUUCUCUCGCUGGUCGACCCUUGCACCCUCUCGUGCCCUCCCUCUUCCCUCCCGUCCCCUGGGCGCAGCGCCUAGCUCGCAGCCAUGCCCGCCCUGCCGCUCCUCUCGCCGCUGCAGACGCGCAUCCUCGAGCUCUCUGGCUUUCCUGCGGCGCUCAAGACGCGCGACAUUGCUGCUGUCUUUGCGCCGUACGAUGAGGGCAGCGCCGCGGGCGGCGUGGGCCCGGGCGCCGGCUUCAAGAUCAAGUGGGUCGACGACACGACGGCGCUCAUUGUGUUUGACGAGGCGACCACUGCCAAGCGCGCCUACCUCAACACCAUCAUGUCGCCGCCGCCGUCGCUGAUGAACUCGACUGGCAUCGCCGCCAAGAUUCGGCCAUACGACGGCGACGAUGCGUCUGCGGUCAUCUCGAGCGUGGCGAACCGGCCGCGCGGCCGCUCCAUCGUCAGCGGCAGCGGCGCCGGCGCCGAGCCGGCAUACGGCACGUCGCCGAGCGCCUCGCCGGCGCAGGCGAACUCGUCACCGCGUGCGACCCGCGGCAUGCACGGGCAUUCGGGCUCGGCGUCGGGCUCGGCCGCCUUCUUUGCGCUGGGCCAUCGGCGCACGGGCUCCGGCUCGAACCCGAGCUCGCUGCCCGCCAAGCCGCUGGCCGCGGCGCUCUUCGACGCCGCAAACGGCGGGCCCAGUCCCUCGCACCACCUCGCCAACGCCGUGCGCGCCGAGGAGUCGGCGCACGGGCCCGAGGCGCUGCGCAGCAUUCAAGAGGCGGGCGGUGUGCUGCCGCCGGCCGUGCAGUCUGCAUUGGCACCGAGCCCACUGGCCGCAAAUGAGGCGACGGCGGCGCCGCUGCAGCCGGCAGCGGAGAUUGCUGGUGCGCAGCCCAUCAAGACGGGCGGCGCAGGCAGCGGACGCAUCGGCGAUGCGGGAAAAGUGGGUGCCUAGUCGUGCGCGGGACAUGAGGAUGUGGCCCGCAGGUGAGCAGAUGAGGCGACUGCGAUGACCCAAGGUGCUUGAGAUGGGAGAGGCGGAAGAGAGCUCUGGCUUUCCCACAGUGUGCGCGUGGACUGCCUUUUGGGCCUGCCAGUUGUGCACGCGCCGCAAGCCGCUCGCCCUCUUGCACUCCAGCGUUCGCGUCCUCGUAGCCUGCUGACACGCCGUCUCUGCAGCGUCUCGUCGCCGGAGCGCUGGGCGUGCGCCACCCGAACCUCUCGUCCAGCCGCAGCAGCUCGUCGGGCUCCUCGACGCCGCGCAGCCGCGGCGGCAGUGCCCGCGCCUCGCCGCCGCCGCAGAG
Molecule: messenger RNA, 1396 nt
Organism: Tilletiopsis washingtonensis
Lineage: Eukaryota; Fungi; Basidiomycota; Exobasidiomycetes; Entylomatales
Exons: 2
Coding region: 190-1047 (285 amino acids)
Source: RefSeq, a predicted model, not a curated record